AAGCGCUGGUCAUGAAGAAUAGAGUCUCUAUGCUUCAUGGCGCUGACAAUCCCCCCUAUAAUCUCUGUUGCAGGCCUUAAAAGAAAGAUAAAUAGCUGGUUUUAACAUAUAAUAAAAUAUAAAUAAUCAAUAUAAUGAAUAGAAAGAUUAUCGAUAAAAUCGACAUUAACUUGAUAUUUGGGAGUUUGUGGAAUUUCUAAUAGUAAAAAUGCCAAUUUUGCAGAGAGUUGUGAAACCAACGACACACAGAGGAAAGAAAAUCCUCAUCAAGAGAGAACCGAAGUUGAUUGAAGACCCCAAAGAUGCAUUAUUCAUCAAAGGCAGUACUGCCUCGAAAUAUGCCAAUGACGCCAUGAAGGAUCUUUACAAUUUAAAAAAGCCAUUGGGUGCAUGCUUACAACAGAAGAGUCAGAUCCUCCCCUUUGAAGAUGUUACACCCAUCGAAAAGUUCUGCAAGAAGAGUAACGCACCUUUAUUUAUGUUCGUCUCGAACAAUAAAAAACGACCUCAUAAUCUCGUCAUGGGAAGGACCUUUGAGCACACAUUGUUGGAUAUGAUAGAAUUCGGCAUUGAUAAUUAUAUAUCGUUGAAAGAUUUCAAAGUCGAGAAAAUCACCGCGGCACUAAAGCCUCUACUAGUUUUCAAUGGGGAAUUGUUCGAGAAUAAUCACGAGUUUAUGAGAAUCAAGAAUCUACUAGUAGAUAUGUUCCAGAGAGAGCCUGUGGAUAAUAUCAGGCUCCAGGGAUUGGAACAUGUACUCAGCUUCACAGCUGUGGAUAACAAAAUUUGUCUGAGGAGUUACAAAGUACAAUUGAAGAAAUCAGGCACAAGAAUUCCCAGGGUAGAGCUUUCCGAAAUUGGCCCCCGGAUGGACCUAACAAUCAGGAGAGCCAAAUUCGCCUCAGACGACCUCUUCAAACAAGCGUGUAAAAAACCCAAAGCCCUCAAGAUUAAGAAGAAGAAAAAUAUUUCCGUGGACAAUCUUGGCUCAACCCUAGGAAGGAUCCACUUGGGAGUACAGGACAUUAACAGCAUUCAAACACGAAAGAUGAAGGGUUUGAAGAAGACUCUAGCAGAAAGGAAAGAAGAACGAAAGCGAAAAGUCUCUCUGGCUAAAGGAGAAUCCACCAAGAAAGCAAAACUUUCUGAAAAUAUUGAGAUGAACACUGAGGACUAAUCUUUGUAAUGUAAAUACGCAUAAAAUGAUUAAUUACGUAAAA
This is a messenger RNA of Diachasma alloeum, 1220 nucleotides long. RefSeq names its product ribosome production factor 2 homolog (gene Non3). Gene Ontology annotation, cellular component: nucleolus. The coding region runs from base 209 to 1177 and encodes 322 amino acids. Gene Ontology annotation, biological process: maturation of LSU-rRNA from tricistronic rRNA transcript (SSU-rRNA, 5.8S rRNA, LSU-rRNA); ribosomal large subunit assembly. The record is from RefSeq and is a predicted model, not a curated record. Lineage: Eukaryota; Metazoa; Arthropoda; Insecta; Hymenoptera; Braconidae. The transcript is spliced from 4 exons. Gene Ontology annotation, molecular function: rRNA binding.